Messenger RNA from Megalopta genalis, 1697 nucleotides. Its product is annotated as ubiquitin-conjugating enzyme E2 L3. The record is from RefSeq and is a predicted model, not a curated record. NCBI's taxonomy places the organism in Eukaryota, Metazoa, Arthropoda, Insecta, Hymenoptera, Halictidae.
GAAACCCAUAACAGAGCAAUUGGAAACAAAUUACAGGAAAUUAUGAAUGUAAAAAUAUACAAGAAACAUCUUGUAAUCAAUGAAAUUUUUCUAAAAUCAGAGAAUAUCGAAAUUCAAAUGUCAUUAGAAAUUUAAUGUUUUCUAUAAAAGUAACUUACCUCGAUAAAAUAUACUUCUGUGCAAUACAAAUCCUUUGGAGUUUUCAGUAAAUUAGUGUUUCUAUUUAUUCUAUUAGAUUUCUAUUUCAACGAGCGUCAUCGUUAAAAGUCACACUAAAUCACAAAAUUGCAGAGAAUAAAAAAACUUCGAAUUGAAGUACAUAUUUGUGAAAGGCUUGCCUAUAUUCGAUUAAGGUACGAUUAUACUUAAAAGUACCGCUUAUAUUUCUCAAAAUACCUGCAAAGAAGUUGAAGCUUUCUUGCCUGGUUUCAGGUUUACUUAAAAAUAUUUUUCAAAGGAUGUGUUCGCUGAAUUAUACAAAACUAUCUAGUUAGAUUCGAACCUAUUUGUAAUAUACAUACUUCAUUCCAUCUUUAACCUGUGGUAUUUUUGAUUGAAACCAAUUGAAACGUUAUUCCACGUAUGUAUAUGUACGUAUGUUACAUAUAAAAACACAGAAAAGAGCAUGAAUUGUGUACGCAUGCGCACCUGCUUUCGAUUAAACAGAUAGCGAAUUGUGCCGGAUUUAUUGUUGUCCAUAAUCAAUUGCAAAUUUGUAUUCGUAUUCGUGUUGAUGCGAGUUGUGAAAAAGAAACGUGACUAAGGAGAAUUCGCAGAAAUUUCUGCUUGAAAAAUUUUCUAAUGUAGAAACGCUGGGGAAUUUUGGACAGCGGAUAUAUGUUGCGAAGACGUCGGUGAGGAGCUUGACAAUUCUGCUAGUUUUUUAGUGAAAUUUAUUUUCAUAAUGGCACGUGUAAAAAGAUUACAGAAGGAACUUCGUGACCUAAGAACGUCGCCUAUGAAAAACUUCACAAAUAUCCAAGUUGAUGAAUCGAAUAUGCUCACAUGGCAAGGUCUUAUAUUGCCGGAUAAUCCACCAUAUAAUAAGGGGGCAUUUCGUAUUGAGAUUAACUUUCCAGCAGAGUAUCCUUUCAAGCCACCCAGAAUAAAUUUUAAAACAAAAAUAUAUCAUCCAAAUAUAAAUGAAAAGGGACAAAUAUGCUUACCGAUUAUAAGCGAUGAGAAUUGGAAACCAGCUACAAAGGCAGGCCAAGUUGUAGAAGCUUUGAUAGCUUUAGUAAAUGAUCCAGAACCAGAACAUCCAAUGAGGACAGAUCUUGCGGAGGAGUUUUUGAAGGAUAGGAAAAAGUUUGUAAAGAAUGCAGAAGAAUUUACAAAAAAGCAUGCAGAAAAAAGACGAGAGUCACCUUCUUCCAACGAAUAAUCGUGAAUGACUGGUCCUACUCACCAUGAUGCCUGCCACUCAUCAGUUAAUUUAAUUCAAGCCAACAUAGACUUAAUUGUUACAUGAUAAAUGACAUAAGAUAACAUUGAGCUAAUGUCAAUGGAACCUAUUAGCAUGAAACGAUUAUCGUAAAUGUACAUAAAUUUGUGUGAGUAUGGAAAAUCAUGCUACACUGUAAACGUAUUUUGAUGUUAACAUUCUGGUGACCAGAAAUCUAUUUAGGUGUGUUGAUGACUAAUUUCUCUUUGUUAGUGUAAAACAUUAAUUCAAAUAAAAUAUAUAUAGAUGUAUA